This is a messenger RNA of Botrytis porri, 735 nucleotides long. RefSeq lists its product as uncharacterized. Gene Ontology annotation, molecular function: oxidoreductase activity. Lineage: Eukaryota; Fungi; Ascomycota; Leotiomycetes; Helotiales; Sclerotiniaceae. The transcript has 6 exons. The record is from RefSeq and is a predicted model, not a curated record. Bases 1 to 735 code for a protein of 244 amino acids. Gene Ontology annotation, cellular component: cytosol.
AUGUCUUUCCCAUUGAAAGAUAAAACAGCUUUGGUGACAGGUCCAUCCAUGGGAAUUGGAGAAGCGACUGCAACACGACUUGGUUACAGUCGACUUGCAAAUGACGGAGCUAACCUAGUGUUACUUUCUCGUUGUAAAGACAAGUUGGACAAGAUUAAGGAGCAGAUCUUGUCAAAAACUCCUUCCACGAGAAUUUCUAUUUAUGCAAUUGAUAUUCAGAAUUACAAAUAUGUUGAUAAAGCGGUUGAGUCUCCUGUGACUGAAUUUGGAGCAAUCGAUAUUCUCCUCAAUAAUGCCGGCCUAGCAUUAGGAGCUCCCACUGCAUUCUGGGAACUACCUCUUGAGCUCAUUGACCAAAUGAACACCACCAAUAUUUCCGGAACAAUGUAUACCACGCACUCUGUCCUAAAUCGAAGCAUGAUUCCCAACAGCAAAGGUACCAUCCUUAACGUUUCAUCAGUAACCGGUCUUGAAAACCCUCAGUUCUCAGCAGAAGCAGUCUAUCAUGCCAACAAAGCAUGUACCAAAGCUUUCAGCAAUAGUUUAAGAAUAGAAACAGCUAGAACUAAUAUACGUGUCAUGGAUGCCAUGGAUGAGUUCAUAUUUGGAUAUCCGCCACUUGUUGUGGAGGAUAUUGCGAAGUCUGUUUCUUUUAUGCUUGCACAACCUGAGAGUACCACAAUUAAAGCUUUAGAUUGUGUUCCAACUGUCACAGAGAUCUCUUACCAACUUUGA